GGCUUAAUUAUGUAUUGACACGAUUGAUCUAGAAACAGGACUUGCAAUUGUGUGUUCCCUACGAUUUUUCCUGGAAGUAACUAGGUGGGACGGUACGUGUUCUGAGAAUUUGAAACGUGGGAGAGAAUUCUUCAGUUCGAACCAAUACAAAGAAAUGGAGAAUCACCAGAACUGUACAUCUAAGUGAUAUAAACUGAUCAGCGUAAAGGUGGAUUUGAAGUGACAAGACAAUUAGCUGAUCAACAUAUGGUGGAUAUUGAAGAAGUGUGUCUGAAACCGGUCGUGAAUGGACACCAUGACAAAUCAGUUGUAUCCAUUUACUUGCAUGGACUUGUGUUUGAACGUCUUUUCUGUGUUUUUAUUUUGCGUUGAUGUCUUUACGGACAUUUGGUUGGCUAAAAGCUAUUACGAAGAUGGAAUGACGUUAGAGUGCAUUUUGACGGCAUCUGUUGUUGUUGCUGCAUUUAUAGUAACUGGAAUUUUAGGUUCGAUCUGGCUUAGGGAUAAAUCUGAUCCGAAACGUCCUCCCCGGCCUUUCAUUUUAUUGAUUUUGACGUUUCCAUUUGCUACCAUAGAGAGUAAUAUAACAUACAUAUAUCAUGGCUACAAAAGCAGAAAGAAGGGAAGUGACCGCCAUUUUAGAGAAAUGAUCAACAGCAAUAUGAAUGCGACUCUACUAAGAAUGUUUGAUGCCUUUAUUGAAUCCGCUCCCCAACUACUUCUACAGGUGUACCUCAUUCUCAAAGAACAAGAAAAUCUCAAAGACUGUGAAGAUAUGUCGAUUCGUAGUCUUUCAGAUAUAAUUCGACUGUUAACAGUUCUCUCCUCUUGGAUAUCUGUCGCAUGGUCUGCGACUGCUUUUUAUCGAGCUCAUCGUCUGGAGAAUGACAGUGCUGUGCACAAAACCCGGCUAAAAACAGUCUUUGCUGCGAUGGGAUAUUUCCUCUGGAGAGCGUUUGAAAUAGGACCACGAGUAAUGGCAUUAGUAAUGAUGUUUCUCAUGAACGGCAUCAUAUUUGCAAUAACAUUGACCUUUCAUUGGAUUGUUAUGGUCACAUGGUCAAUUGCGACGAAAAUAAGGCCAUACUUGAAAACCCAUCAAAACGUUAUCUUUAGUUUAUUCGUUGGAUUUGUGCAGAUUUUUUCUUUCAUGAAUGUCAGUCGCUUUAAAUUUCCAGACCAUGCUGUGAUAAUCAAUCCCGUUGACUCCUCGGUUCAUGCUGAGGAAGUCAAUCCCCUUGAAUCUUCAGAUCAUGCUGAGGAAGUCAAUCGCCUUGAAUCUUCAGAUCAUGCUGAGGAAGUCAAUCCCCUUGAAUCUUCGGAUCAUGCUGAGGAAGUCAAUCCCCUUGAAUCUUCAGAUCAUGCUGAGGAAGUCAAUCCCGUUAAAUCUUCAUGUCUUGCUAAGAAAGUCAAUCCCCAUGACGAUUGCUAUCCCAUUAAACCUCGACAUCAUGCCCUUCUAUAUUAUUUGUUUGUUUACACUGAAAAUAUUGUCAUACUUAUUUUAUGGAUUUUGGUUAAAAAUAACUCCUUUUGUCCGUGGAUUUAUCACGGGUCAAUUGGCAUUGUUUGUAGUGGACUUAUUUGUAAUAUAGUUUUUAUGAUAUCAUAUUAUAAAGUCUGUCACCCAACAACAUCCAUUUGUGAAUAA
Saccostrea cuccullata (small rock oyster) is the source of this 1651-nucleotide messenger RNA. RefSeq names its product XK-related protein 9-like. Gene Ontology annotation, cellular component: membrane. The record is from RefSeq and is a predicted model, not a curated record. The transcript is spliced from 3 exons. The coding region runs from base 287 to 1651 and encodes 454 amino acids. NCBI's taxonomy places the organism in Eukaryota, Metazoa, Mollusca, Bivalvia, Ostreida, Ostreidae.